AUGUUCCGCAGCAAGAGGGGAAGGAGCAAAGCGCAAAGCAGCAGAUCGCUGGAAGGAAAGAAGCCAUCCAACGAAAAUGUAGUGAAGAACAGAAUCAUCAAGACUGCACGGGGCAGUAUAGUCACGAGAGUCAAUGGCCCGCUCUCUUACCUCAGCCCCGUCACCGAGAACCCAAAUAGCCAUCUAUUUUCUACUUCUUCCACACCUCAUCCUUCAGUCGAGCCACCCAACAACCGAGCGAACUCCCCAUUGUUUGAACCCAAAGACGAAAAAACUUCUGACCACGCCGUAUCUUUUCAGGGAAGUUCACAUCUCAAUCGUCCAAAGAACCAAACCCUACACAAACACAGCGCCAUGGACGGACUCAAGCGCGCAAAAGCCACCAAGGCAGAGAUCGAAACCAACAUCUCCGUACUCAUGUCCCAGGACAAGAAGACCAGCACCCGCCCCAACGUAGAAGAAGACCCCGAAAACAUCCUCAUCAAGACCCUCCGCCAAGAUCAGAAACUACCCUGGAGCGAAAUCGCCAGCCACCUCAACCAAGAGCGCCUUACCAGAGGCGAAGCAGCGACCUUCACCGACGCCGCAGUCUACAGCUGCUUCGUCUGCAACGCGCCUCGCAUCGCCACUUCUGUCGGCGAAAUUGGUUUCGACCCCAAAGACUACAUGCACCUGCGCCACCCAAACCAGUACUCCAACGCCGAAGGAACAGGCUCUCUUAGCAAGGCGGGCAAGAAGCGCAUCAAGGACUACAACAACGCGACGGAGCUCAAGGACAAUAUGCGUCAUGCGGUUCCCUCGGAGGUACAUGAGAAUGAUUUGGAGACGCCGCAAAUGACGGAGCAGCUUAUGGAUGCGGUGGCGAAGUGUGAGCGCAACUUUUGGAAGUAUGUGGCGGAUGAGUUGGAGAGGGCGACUGCGAAGAUGUAUGAUGCUGAGAAGCUUGCUAGUCGCUAUCAUGCUAUUUGA
Alternaria rosae is the source of this 969-nucleotide messenger RNA. RefSeq lists its product as uncharacterized. The record is from RefSeq and is a predicted model, not a curated record. Bases 1 to 969 code for a protein of 322 amino acids. NCBI's taxonomy places the organism in Eukaryota, Fungi, Ascomycota, Dothideomycetes, Pleosporales, Pleosporaceae. The transcript is spliced from 2 exons.